This is a messenger RNA of Oncorhynchus masou masou (cherry salmon), 2209 nucleotides long. RefSeq names its product glucagon receptor-like. The record is from RefSeq and is a predicted model, not a curated record. The coding region runs from base 1 to 810 and encodes 269 amino acids. NCBI's taxonomy places the organism in Eukaryota, Metazoa, Chordata, Actinopteri, Salmoniformes, Salmonidae. The transcript has 4 exons. Gene Ontology annotation, molecular function: peptide hormone binding; glucagon receptor activity. Gene Ontology annotation, biological process: adenylate cyclase-activating G protein-coupled receptor signaling pathway; cell surface receptor signaling pathway. Gene Ontology annotation, cellular component: plasma membrane.
AUGGAGUGCUACGGAGCUCUUUGCAAACCCACCACUGUUCUGUUCUGCAUGUUGACAAGUCGUCACUUGUUUCUGACUUCCUGUUCUUUACAGAUUAACUUCCUGAUCUUCAUCCACAUAAUAAAGAUCCUGGUGUCCAAACUGAGGGCUCACCAGAUGAGAUACUCCGACUACAAGUUCCGGUUGGCUAAGUCUACCCUAACCCUGAUCCCUCUACUAGGGAUACACUUGGUGGUGUUUGUCUUCGUGACGGAUGAGUCCACCAAGGCCACCAUCACCCUGCGUCUCACCAAACUCUUCAUCGACCUCUUCUUCACCUCCUUCCAGGGUCUUCUGGUAGCUAUCUUAUACUGCUUUGUCAACAAAGAGGUCCAGUCAGAGAUCCUGAAGAAGUGGAAGCGUUGGAAGCUGGGUCGUAACAUCGAGGAGGAGUACCGCCACACCUAUAGCCAGACACCCCACCUCAACACUAAGAGCAGCAGCCUGCUGGGUCACGACCCCUCGCACCCCUCCUCAAUGCUCCUCCACCCCCACCUCCCCGACAUCACCACCUCCUCCCCUGCUCCCCCUGGCCAGGGCCCAGGCUGCUCCCCAGAGGAGAAGCACCUCCUGGUGGUGAGCUGUCAGAAUGGCAUGGGGCGGAGCAGGAGGAACACAGGGUCGUCCAUGCAGUUUCCCUCCCUACCACGUGAGGGCACCAUCAGCUGUAGUCACACACUGAUAGAGGAUCAUAUGGAUGAAAUCUGCUUGACGGACAGGGUGUCAGAGUGUUACGAGGCUCCUAGAGGAAAUGCAGAGAGCCACCUCUGAGACUGGAGAGGAGGGGGAAGAUGAAUAACGUAACACCCUGGUAACUACAGUAGAGACUGGAGAGGACGGGGAAGAUUAAUGACGUAACACCCUGGUAACUACAGUAGAGACAGGAGAGGAUGGGGAAGAUUAAUGACGUAACACCCUGGUAACUACAGUAGAGACUGGAGAGGACAUGGAAGAUUAAUGACGUAACACCCUGGUAACUACAGUAGAGACUGGAGAGGACGGGGAAGAUUAAUGACGUAACACCCUGGUAACUACAGCAGAGACUGGAGAGGAUGGGGAAGAUUAAUGACGUAACACCCUGGUAACUACAGCAGAGACUGGAGAGGACGGGGAAGAUUAAUGACGUAACACCCUGGUAACUACAGUAGAGACUGGAGAGGACGGGGAAGAUUAAUGACGUAACACCCUGGUAACUACAGUAGAGACUGGAGGGGACGGGGAAGAUUAAUGACGUAACACCCUGGUAACACUCUGGAGCUGGGUAGUGUGUUCCAGGAGAGGUGUGUUUCUCAAUGGCCGUCAGCCUGGACCUAUGUUAAUGAGCGAGAUGGCCUUGACAGACCCAGGACCAGUGUGUGUCUCAGUGUUCGUAUCGUCACCCUGAAACAGUGUUAGUGGGAGAGAGAGACACCUACUCGACCCUCUCCAAUCCACAGCCAAAUGAGAGAAACAUAGAACAAGCUAGACCUACCAUGUUGGACCCCACUGACCCAGACCAGCCCUCCCAUGUUGGACCCCUCUGACCCAGACCAGACCUCCCAUGUUGGACCCCACUGACCCAGACCAGCCCUCCCAUGUUGGACCCCUCUGACCCAGACCAGCCCUCCCAUGUUGGACCCCUCUGACCCAGACCAGACCUCCCAUGUUGGACCCCUCUGACCCAGACCAGCCCUCCCAUGUUGGACCCCUCUGACCCAGACCAGCCCUCCCAUGUUCGGACCCUCUGACCCAGACCAGACCUCCCAUGUUGGACCCCUCUGACCCAGACCAGACCUCCCAUGUUGGACCUCUCUGACCCAGACCAGCCCUCCCAUGUUGGACCCCUCUGACCCAGACCAGCCCUCCCAUGUUGGGACCCUAUGACCCAGACCAGCCCUCCCAUUUGGACCCCUCUGACCCAGACCAGCCCUCCCAUGUUGGACCCCUCUGACCCAGACCAGCCCUCCCAUGUUGGACCCCUCUGACCCAGACCAGCCCUCCCAUGUUGGACCCCUCUGACCCAGACCAGCCCUCCCAUGUUGGGACCCUCUGAUCCAGACCAGCCCUCCCAUGUUGGACCCCUCUGACCCAGACCAGCCCUCCCAUGUUGGACCCCUCUGACCCAGACCAGCCCUCCCAUGUUGGACCCCUCUGACCCAGACCAGCCCUCCCAUGUUGAACCCCUCUGACG